GUGGUGGUCAUGGACUAGAUGAAGAAUGCCGCACGUUUGGGAGUUCGUUCUGAUUCUCAACGUUAAUGUCAUCUUUUUAGAAGCACAGCCGGUGUCAUCAAAGCUUCACGAUGGUUGGUGGGCAUACAAAGAUGUUGUCCAGGGGAGCUUUAUACCUGUGCCAUCUUUCUGGGGACUAGUAAACACUGCCUGGAAUCUUUGUGCAAUUGGGAAGAGACAGUCACCUGUAAAUAUCGAAACUAGUCGUAUGAUUUUCGACCCCUUCCUCAACCCCCUACAGCUCAAUGCAGGGCAACGGAAGGUCAGUGGAACCAUGUACAAUACAGGUCGGCACGUUUCCCUGCGCCCAGACAAGCUGCACCUGGUGAACAUCUCUGGUGGGCCGCUGAGUUACAGCUACAGGCUGGAGGAGAUCCGGCUUCACUUUGGCAGUGAGGACAGUCGGGGCUCAGAGCACCUGCUCAACGGCCAGGCCUUCCCUGGAGAGGUGCAACUCAUCCAUUAUAAUCAGGACUUGUAUUUAAAUUACAGUGAUGCUGCCAGGAGUCCUAAUGGAAUUGCAGUUGUUUCUAUUUUCAUGAAGAUUUCAGAGCCUACAAAUUCAUUUUUAAACCGUAUGCUGAGCAGAGAAACCAUUACAAGGAUUACAUAUAAAUAUGAUGCAUACUUACUGAUGGGGCUCAAUAUUGAUGAGCUAUAUCCAGAAACCUCCCGUUUUAUUACGUAUGAGGGCUCGAUAACUAUUCCACCGUGCCUUGAGACAGCCACCUGGAUCUUAAUGAACAAGCCAAUAUACAUCUCACAGAUAGAGAAUUUCUUAAAGUACUUCAAAGAGUUCUCAUAAAAAAAUCCUCCACGUGCAGCAAUGACAGCUUUGCAGAUCCUUGGCAUUCUAGCUGUCAGUUUGUCAAGAUACUCAGGUGACAUUUCACCCCACGCUUCCUGUAGCACUUGCCAUAGAUGUGGCUGUCUUAUUGGGCGCUUCUCAACACCUUACAGUCUAGCUGAUCCCACAAAAGCUCAAUGGGGUUAAGAUCCAUAACACUCUUUUCCAAUUAUCUGUUGUCCAAUGUCUGUUUCUUUGCCCACUCUAACCUUUUCUUUUUGAUUUUCUGUUUCAAAAGUGCCUUUUUCUUUGCAAUUCUUCCCAUAAGGCCUGUACCCCUGAAUCUUUUCU
Molecule: messenger RNA, 1177 nt
Organism: Myxocyprinus asiaticus (Chinese sucker)
Lineage: Eukaryota; Metazoa; Chordata; Actinopteri; Cypriniformes; Catostomidae
Product: carbonic anhydrase-related protein 10-like
Exons: 8
Coding region: 26-844 (272 amino acids)
Molecular function (GO): carbonate dehydratase activity; zinc ion binding
Source: RefSeq, a predicted model, not a curated record